This is a messenger RNA of Amaranthus tricolor (Joseph's coat), 2088 nucleotides long. Its product is annotated as putative tRNA (cytidine(32)/guanosine(34)-2'-O)-methyltransferase. Gene Ontology annotation, molecular function: tRNA methyltransferase activity. The transcript has 14 exons. The coding region runs from base 850 to 1779 and encodes 309 amino acids. The record is from RefSeq and is a predicted model, not a curated record. Gene Ontology annotation, cellular component: cytoplasm. Lineage: Eukaryota; Viridiplantae; Streptophyta; Magnoliopsida; Caryophyllales; Amaranthaceae. Gene Ontology annotation, biological process: cytoplasmic translation; tRNA methylation.
AAGAAACGCAAAAGACCUGAACUCCUCUGCGAACCACUGCUGCCUACCAGCCAGCCAUGCAGUCCACCCGCCUUGCUCAGCCGAUCCAGUAGCACCAACUCCGCCGCCAUUAAGCCACAACUAACCUCUUCAAGCCGCGUUCUCUUGAACUUUUAAUUAAGAGGUUAAGGUUCAAAUCCAUCUACCACAAAUUUUUUUUGGCUUUUCUGAAUUUGAUAAUAAAGCACCUUUUGGCCCUGGCACACGACACACCCCUCUGUAAUUCCCUUUUUUUUUUUUGUGAAAAAACACCAGCCUUCUUCCUUCUCAUUUCCUCACCUAUUUUCCAAUUUCAAAAACUAGUAAAAACUUUACUUCCCUACCAUUUUCACGAACCAGCGUGAUUGAGAAGCCGAACAGGACAUCAAUCAGGGGCGCCGGUCGUGGUAAUCUUGACUCAGCAGCAACCGGGCACCGGCGGCAAGCCCUUCACUGGCGGCAAUCAGUGGACUAGCCAGCCACGCAGUCCACCCGCCUUGCUCAUCCAGUCACACCAACUCCGCCGCCAUUGAGCCACAACUAACCUCUUCAAACCGCGUUCCCUUGUUAGCACUUUAAUCCUAUUAGUCACGGCAAACAACAUUGUCACAUUCCAACUUCCGCUCUGUUGCCUAUCCAGUACCCGCUGCCGGCCUGCAACCUGCUGUUUCUGACCGUGGAGGCGUGGCUCGGUGACUGACACAGUGACGCUGCCGCGGUGCCGCCUGGGGACCUGGGACGUCUGCUGUUUCUGACUUCUGAGUAUAAUUCUAACAUUCCAAGUUCAUCAUUGAUUCAUUUCCAUUUGGUUUGCCGAGCAUAAAGUCAGCAAUGGGAAAAGCUUCAAGGGACAAAAGGGAUAUUUACUACAGAAAAGCAAAAGAAGAGGGAUGGAGAGCUCGAAGUGCAUUUAAGCUCCUCCAAAUUGAUGAGGAAUUCAAUAUAUUUGAAGGGGUGAAGAGGGUGGUGGAUCUUUGUGCAGCACCUGGUAGCUGGAGUCAGGUUUUGAGUCGGAAGUUAUAUCUCCCUGCAAAGCUUUCACCUGAUGCUAGGGAUAUUGAUCUUCCCCUUAUAGUGGCUGUCGAUUUGCAGCCAAUGGCUCCAAUAGAAGGAGUCAUUGAAGUUCAGGGUGACAUCACGAAUGCUAGAACAGCUGAAGUGGUCAUUCGGCAUUUUGAUGGAUGUAAGGCUGACUUGGUCGUUUGUGAUGGUGCACCUGAUGUUACUGGACUUCAUGAUAUGGAUGAGUUUGUUCAAUCUCAGCUCAUACUGGCAGGUUUGACUAUUGUUACUCACAUAUUGAGGAAAGGAGGGAAAUUUAUUGCAAAGAUAUUCCGUGGAAAAGACACAAGUCUCCUGUAUUGCCAGCUAAAACUUUUCUUCCCUAAAGUGACAUUUGCAAAACCAAAAAGCAGCCGUAACUCUAGUAUCGAGGCAUUUGUAGUUUGUGAGGGUUACUCUACUCCUGAAGGGUUCAGUGAGAAGGAUUUAUAUCGUCUUCUGAAGGAGGUUGGUAGUCCCUCUGGAGCAGAUGAUUUGGACUGCAGCAGUGCAUGGUUAGAAGGACCAAAUAAAAUAUAUAUUCCAUUUUUGGCUUGUGGAGAUCUUAGUGGAUAUGACUCGGAUCGAUCGUACCCCUUACCCCAAGUUGCUGAAGGGGCUUACAAGAGCUUGGACCCUGUGCAACCUCCCAUUGCUCCUCCUUAUAAAAGGGCACUGGAGCUCAAGAAAGCUGCAAAUCAAGGCGUUCGACAACUUUAAAACCUUUCCUUUGAUUCUUGUUGAUGCAAAAUUCAAAUUUAUUCUAGUUUUCUCCAAUUGAUUAAGAAUUUUUAUUUUUAAUUUAAAUCUUUAAACUGGUUAGUUGAUCAUCAUUGGGUUGAUAACUUUUUUGCUAUACAAUAUUAGAGUUAUUUAUCAUUAGUUGGGUCUGUUUGGCAAAGAACUAUUAGUCGGUUGUUGGUUUCACUAGUUAUAAGUAUUAGUUAAUAAGUCAAUUGUUUAAACUAGUUGUUAAAGCUAACUAUUAUGGAGAUAUUUAGUAAAAUCAUUUGUUGGUUGUUGGUUGUA